Helobdella robusta is the source of this 315-nucleotide messenger RNA. RefSeq lists its product as hypothetical. Bases 1 to 315 code for a protein of 104 amino acids. The transcript is spliced from 2 exons. Gene Ontology annotation, biological process: regulation of transcription by RNA polymerase II. Gene Ontology annotation, cellular component: nucleus. The record is from RefSeq and is a predicted model, not a curated record. Lineage: Eukaryota; Metazoa; Annelida; Clitellata; Rhynchobdellida; Glossiphoniidae. Gene Ontology annotation, molecular function: protein dimerization activity.
AUGCUUCUGGAACGGAGUCGAGAGUUGCUGGGUCAUGAAGAAUUGGCUAGAUACAAAGCUCUGAAUGUUCCUGCCAACCACAAAUCACUACUAGCUUACUGGCAAGACAAUAGCAAAGACUUUAUACUUCUUUCAAAUGUUGCCAGACGAGUGUUAUGCAUCUCUGCCAGUUCAGCACAAUCUGAAAGAGAUUUCAGUUCAGUUGGUCGCACAGUCACAGAUGCUCGAUCCAGUCUGUCGGCACGAAAAGAUGAAGAACUGGAAUUAAUUAGAUGGGGUUGUCGAGCUUCCGUAAUAGAUAUUGAUAAACUCUAG